AUGGAUGUCAGGGAGGAAAAGAGUCUCGAUAGUGCACUUCAGAUGAAACAUUUCAAGACAGCCCUAUACGAGUUUGAAAAACUGGUUGAACGUGUGGCAGCCCAGAAAAGAGAUGAAAGAGCAGGCUUGUUUGUCCAGAAAGAAGAUCUGAUUGAUUAUGAGAAGUUCUUUGCAGCAGUACAAGGACUCUUUGGUCCUGAGGUGAAGAAUCAAGAUGUGAAAUACUUUUACAGGAAGCUCUGCCACAACCCUGAUGCACCUACAGACUGGUGUGAGAUCUUUGGAUACUUCUCCUCUGAAGAAGAUUCUCUUACUUCCCAGAUGAAUGAAGAAAAUUUGAUUUUCCUUGUUUCUAGAAAACAGCGAAUUGUCAUUUCAGGUAGUAGGAGGCGGGAUGUGAUUAAGUGCAUUGUCAAGAUUCCACAGCUGGAUUUACUGAUAGCAGCUUCUCAGAGAGGAUUAAUAACCGUCUUCAAUAGCCAGAUGAGAGUGCAGACCAGCACCAACGUCACAGAUACCUCAUGGAUCACAGGAUGUGAUUACCUACCACAGCUGAAGCGGAUUGUUGCCACCACGGAAAGGACCAUUAUUGUCUGGGAUUACAAAGCUCAAGGGACCAGCCAGGAAAACUAUUUUGUCAUAAAGCCCAUGGACCACUGCCUCCUCUGCAUCUGUGUCGUGUCCCUGCCCGACCAGCUCUGCCGAGAUGACAUCCUCUUGGGGGACGACGGUGGCUUUGUGAACAAAUUCACAGUCAAUACUGAUGACUUUGGAUUGAAGCAGGCAAAGUCCAAAAAGAAGUUACAAAGUCAGGUCUUGGACUCAAAGAACUUUAAAAGUGUUAAAAGGAAGCUACAUAAUGACUGGGUUGUGAAAAUUAGAUAUAUUUCAACCCUAAACUGCUUUGGAUCCUGCUCCUUAGACAGCGUUCAUUCAUUAGUGUUGGAAUCCUUGAAGAGACUUGAGGACAAUUCGCCUGUUAGAGAGUUUUCCAUGCCAAGAGGAGCAAACAGUUUUUGUUACUGUGUAAAAGCAAAUAUCAUUGUCACUGGAGGGGAUGACAAAAUGCUCCGGUUGUGGCACCCCAAUAUCAGCACCAAGCCGGUGGGGAAACUUGUGGGACACAUGUUCAGCAUCAUCGAGAUCGUGACCAAUGAGAAAGAUCAGCUCGUCAUCAGCCUCUCCUCUGCCAAGGUUUUCAGGGUGUGGGAUAUCCAGACUCUGUCACUAUUACAAGUCUUCCACGACAGCCAGGGAGGCCCCGGAGACAUGCAGAUUUAUUCCAUGGUCUAUGAUUCCAAUCAUGGCAUGCUUAUUGCAGGAUCUAGUGUUAUAGACAUGUAUCCUUUGACUAGGAUGAUACAAGAUACAAAACAGGUCCCUCAUACUCACGAACGAGAAAUCAAUGUCUUGCUUUACAACAAAUGUUUUCACCAAGUACUUACUAUCUGCUCUGAAUCCAUAAUUAAGAUAUGGGAAUUUGAGACUGGCCUCCAAAUCUACCAGAUUUUAGACCCUCAUGGCUUCAAUGUUGAACUGACUUCUGCAGCUAUCAAUGAAAGCGGAUUUCUUUUUGCCACAGGAGCAUAUAACGGAACAGUUAAAAUCUGGGACUUCGACAGCGGGCAGGAGAUGAAAACACUGCACAAAGGGAAGGACUGGAUGGAGGAAGAGAACGGGGUGAAAAGCCUGGUUUUUCUGAAAGCGCCGGAAAAACAGCAGUCCUUGCUCCUCGUCUUGGAGCGCAGCGGGAAGAUCAAAAUGAUCCAGGGUAAAGAAGGUAAUGUUUUUCUCUUGGUGACAUGGGAGCUGCCUAAUGUGGUACCUGUCCUACAAGAUGGUAAUCGUGUUGUGCACCUGAAGUCACCUGCUAAAGCCAGGAGCAUGGCUAUUCCUUUCCCAGAUGUUUCGCUGAUAGUUGAGGAAACCUCUUCUCAACGUAUUAAUGAUCCUGCAGUUACUACACGAGUGAACUGCAUUGAUUUUUUCCAAGUAGAAGGAUAUAAUUUGAUAGCUGCUGGAACCUUAAACGGUGUGAUCAUCUUAUGGAAUUUUGUAACAUCCACUGUCAAAGAAAUAUACAGACCUGAAAAUUGCCUUACAGAAAAUCCUGACUUGGAUUCCAAAUGCUUUAGAAUUAAUGACAUACUGUUCCUCUUCCGUUCCCCUGAAUGUGCAAGGCAAUCAAGUCAGGAUUCCAUAUGCUCUUCAUCCCAACGUGGGUCUAGUAAGGGUCCCCAGAGCAGCAAGGGAAGCAAACAGAGCAUACAUGACAGUGAGUCUAAAGGUGAGCAAACAGAUGGCGCUGUGGGGGAGCCAAAGCCAGUGGACAUAAAACACCCUGGAGGUGCCUGUGUGACGGAGACUCAGCCGCCGCUCCUGGUCACCGCUCAUGACGACGGGCACCUGCGCUUAUGGACGAUAGAGGGAAGGCUGCUGAAAGACAUGCUACCUAUGACAAGACAUCCUGCCAUUUCUCUGACCUCACUGUGUACUGAUUCCUGCACCAGGAUACUACUGACCGGCAAUGUCGAAGGACAUGUUAUCCUUUGCAGUAUUGGUUCCUUCCUGGAUCCACCUCAUGAUGAAAAGAAAUUCAAACAGCUGCUUGCGUGGCGUGCUCAUUCCUUAGAAAUCCGUCAAGUAAUCUAUGUAGAAGACAAACAAGUGGUGCUAACUGCCUCCAUCGAUGGCUCAGUAAGGCUCUGGCACGCCUUCGAUGGUCAUUACUGCGGGUAUUUUGGACAGCAAAGGGCCUUUGACCUAUUGCAGACAAGUGAUUUCAUUUUGCCUUGUGAUGUUAAUGAGUAUCCCAUAGAAAUAAAGGAAGAAAGCAAGUUCACAGAGAAUAAACAAAAAUACAGAUAUCCUCUGGUAUUUGACCGGCAAAGAUGGCAGAAAAUGAGCUCAAUGUCUUUGCUUUUCAAACGUACACCUCCCAAGGCCUUUGAAGUGGAAUGUGAUUUUAAGUUUUUCAAGUCUCUUUCUUCCCCCAAGAUUCGAAAACAGGCCUUGGAAGGCUUCCUGACUGAAAACAGAGAGGCAGGGAUUGUUUUUGGCUCUCUGCCCAUAUAUAGGGUACAAAGCCCCACGAGUCUAAGGUUCCUUCCACUCAUUGGUUCAGAGGCACUAAAGGAUUCUUCAGAUGGAGCUCCGGGAAAGAAAAAGGGAAGUCACAUUCAACAUGAAAAAACACAGCGGAGGAGAAGUCUGAAAAGAACUUUCGUCCCACAUAUAAACCUGGCUCCUGCCUUCUUCCCAACCAUUCCCAAAUAA
Molecule: messenger RNA, 3276 nt
Organism: Pteronotus mesoamericanus
Lineage: Eukaryota; Metazoa; Chordata; Mammalia; Chiroptera; Mormoopidae
Gene: WDR64
Product: WD repeat domain 64
Exons: 28
Coding region: 1-3276 (1091 amino acids)
Molecular function (GO): protein binding
Source: RefSeq, a predicted model, not a curated record